UGCUGUGCUUGGCAAAUGCCCUGCGUGAGCCAUACGAUACGAACGGCAGUCGCACAUUCAGGUUUAUCAAUGCUGCUGAUGGAGUGAAUGUAAAUGAAAAACGAUCCAAACGAAUUGUUAACGGAAUCAGCAUCUAUUUUAAUCAUGUACACAUUGCAUAUGUACAUUGUUAAAAUAGCAUGUAUCGUACAGAUACAGAUUCACUAUACAGAAAGGCUAUAUACAGUUUCCUUCCAGGAGAUUUGUGAUCGUUUUGGAAAGAAGUAUACCUGGGAAGUGAAAUCCUCAGUGAUGGGUAAAAAAGCAUUAGAUGCUGCUAGAAUAAUCCGGGACUCCCUGGAGCUCCCGAUGACUCCUGAAGAACUAUUGGAGGAAAGUCGAAAGAAACAAGAAAAAAUAUUUCCUUCAGCUGAGCUGAUGCCAGGAGCUGAAAAGCUAAUCUACCAUCUGCACAAACACAACAUCCCCAUGGCAGUCGCUACCAGCUCUGCGAGUGUGACAUUUGAAAUGAAAACAAGCAGACACAAAGAGUUCUUCCAUUUGUUUCAUCACAUUGUGCUUGGAGAUGAUCAAGAUGUAAAGAAUGGCAAGCCACAGCCCGAUUCCUUUCUGGUUUGUGCUAAAAGGUUUAACCCACUGCCUUCCCCUGAAAAGAAUGGCCAAUUAUUUUUAGGCUCAGCUCACCACUACCACCUCCGUGCUGACUCGAGAGCGGCGAAGACGAACACAUGCCGUCCUCCGAAGCGUGUGCCACACUGCAGACCUACCAUGAAGCCACCUCAGAGCUACAACGUUGGAGGACAUCGCAGCUCUGGGCAGCUUACAGGCAAGCCCGCAGGUGCCCGGCCAGACUACAGGGGUCACUGGUGCGCGGUGAGCAGAGGACACCCUGGACAGCCUAAGCCCUCCUCCCCCUGGAGUGGGUUAUUGCACUCACAACAUGGCUUAUAUUUAUUUAUAAAAAAUGAAUCAAUAAUAUUUAAAACUUGAAAUUAAGUUUUAUUAACAUAUCCUUCUGCCAGUGUAAAAUAGUUCUAUACCGGGUCUUUAGAAGCUACAA
Acipenser ruthenus (sterlet) is the source of this 1060-nucleotide messenger RNA. Its product is annotated as pseudouridine-5'-phosphatase. The coding region runs from base 94 to 990 and encodes 298 amino acids. Lineage: Eukaryota; Metazoa; Chordata; Actinopteri; Acipenseriformes; Acipenseridae. Gene Ontology annotation, molecular function: phosphatase activity. The transcript is spliced from 4 exons. The record is from RefSeq and is a predicted model, not a curated record.